UGGCCGUGAUGGAAAGUUGGUCUGCAGCCACCCUCUUGUAAACAUCACCGUCUAGUUUUGUUUAUUCAGAAAACAAACAUUUACUUGCUUGAUGUAUCAAUCAUUUUGAUGUUAAGUUGCUGACGUUUUCAGGAAAACCCUUUACUUGGGUUUGAGAGCCAUGUUUCCAGGUCAGAAGUGACUUCAGUUGAUUUAAAAUUGGUCGAGAGAGCACAAUACAAGUCUAUUAAUUAUGAAUCUCGGUGUGAAUGUCUGUUCCUUCUGAAAAAUCAUCUCUUUUAUCCUAAUUCACCUGUUCACCACUGUGUGAAACAUCAUGAGCAGUCAUGAGGAUGAAGUUGUGGACCCGGUAGAGGAAGACAGUCAACGGCUAUCUGACCUGGAAGUUUUAGCAGAGAGUGGCAAUGGACUUAUUCGAGACGCUGUCCUAAGUGAUGAGUCAUCAGAGGCUAAUGUUGUUCAUCAUCACCGAGUCAUAACAGAGACUGCAGAAAAUAAAGCAGGAUUAUGGAAUAUUAGAGCCAUCAGAUUUUUAGUAUUAUGGUACUUUUUUAGUGGUUGUACUCUAUUUCUUAACAAAUAUAUAUUGACUUUUAUGAGAGGAGAUCCAAUGGUGCUAGGAAUCUGUCAAAUGUUUAUGACCACAUUAUGUGGAUGUGUCCAAAUGUAUUAUCCUUGUGGAAUGUAUAAACCGGUUCAAAGGCUAGUUCGUCCACCUGGCUUUUAUCGUCACAUGGUCCUUGUAGGUUGUACAAGAUUUGUGACUGUGGUUUUAGGUUUAGUCUCUCUUAAGUUCAUAGCUGUCAGUUUCACUGAGACUAUAAAAAGUUCUGCCCCAAUUUUCACUGUGCUCAUAUCCAAAAUAGUUCUUGGUGAGCACACUGGGUUGUAUGUGAACCUAUCUCUAGUACCUGUGAUGAGUGGUCUUGCUUUAUGUUCUGCUAAUGAACUGAGCUUUAAUACACAAGGUUUCCUUUCUGCCAUGGCUACCAACAUAACAGAAUGUUUGCAAAAUGUCUUAUCUAAAAUGCUUAUUAGUGGUGACAAAUUCAGAUACACGCCAGCAGAACUGCAGUUUUACACAAGCAUGGCUGCAAUGGUUGUUUUGAUACCAGGCUCAUGGAUCUUGAUGGAUUUGAGCACCAUGCAAACCCCAACGGACAUUUAUCUCUGGGGAGCUCUUUUUUUCAAUGGACUCUUGUUUCAUUUUCAGAGUAUCACCGCUUAUGUCCUUAUGGAUUAUAUUUCUCCAGUAACGCACAGUGUUGCUAACACUGGAAAAAGAGCCUUUCUGAUCUGGCUGUCCGUCCUUCUUUUUGGCAAUCCUGUCACUGUUUUGAGUGCUAUUGGCACCUGCACUGUUAUCUUAGGUGUUCUUCUUUACAAUAAAGCCCAGGAGAUUGAUAGCAGUCAAAAGCGUUUACCAGUCAGACAUACUGUACGAGGCACACGAGCUCUUUAACUAUUUUCUACUGAUUCAGCCUCAUUUCCAUAAGGACUUGUAAAAGACUAGUGCCAUGUAAUUAAUUAACGUAAGUGUAAGUCCAAGUUAAAUGGUUGUAUUUCUCUCGUGUGUCUAUGUCAUUUCCUUUUUCUGUAUGCAACAUUGUUUUUCAGAAAGAAUUUUCAAAACAAAAUUACAAAUCAAAAGCUGCAAAAGUGAUCAAAAAUCUCAUCACAAAUCAUGGAUUCUAAUUUCUUGGAAGUUCUGUUAACUUCAAUCUCAUCUCUGGCAACUUAUUCCAUUUUUUUUUGUCAUAUGAUUUAAGUUGUUUUUGUACCUGGAUUCAUGAAAUGGGCAAAGAGUCAUUUCCUAUUUUGUCUAACAAAAUACUAACUAGUCAAAAUUUUGCAGUCCCUUCAGUUUCAGCUGUCCUGGACAUGUUUCUGAUUUUCUGCUCAAUCAUCAUUAUCUUUACCUCUUGCUACUGAGAUUUGAAUAUUGCCAAUAAAAAUUUAGGUAUCCAGUAAAACAUGUAAUGUAAUGUACUCAAUGCUGUUUUGCCUGUGCACAGGUAGUGUAUUUGUUUUGUACUUUUGGAUGGAACAUGAUUUGUGGUGCCAACAAAUUGUGAUAUUCUGUGAUCUGGAGGCUGCCUCUUUACAUCCUUUGCUAUGUUCAGAUGCAAGCUGCGCAUUUAUGAAUUAAAAUAAUUUUCUUCGACAGUA
This is a messenger RNA of Frankliniella occidentalis (western flower thrips), 2169 nucleotides long. Its product is annotated as solute carrier family 35 member E2A. The transcript is spliced from 9 exons. The coding region runs from base 317 to 1462 and encodes 381 amino acids. The record is from RefSeq and is a predicted model, not a curated record. Gene Ontology annotation, cellular component: Golgi apparatus. Gene Ontology annotation, molecular function: antiporter activity. Lineage: Eukaryota; Metazoa; Arthropoda; Insecta; Thysanoptera; Thripidae.